AUGGCUGAUUUACCCGAAGACCGCAUUACGCCAGCACCUCCAUUUACCCACACAGGGGUUGAUUACUUCGGCCCUUUCAUCAUAAAAGAAAGACGAAAAGAAUUGAAGAGAUAUGGAGCAAUUUUUACUUGUUUGGUGAGCAGAGCUGUGCAUAUCGAAAUCGCUAAUCUCUCGAUUCAGAUUCGUUCAUUUUGGCACUUCGUCGUUUCAUAGCUCGCCGUGGUCCAGUAAGAUGUUUAAGGAGUGAUAACGGUUCAAACUUUGUUGGCGCGAAUAAAGAACUUAAACGAACCCUAGAAGAAAUGGAUCAAAAUAGUAUCCGUAUUAAACUUCGUCGAGAAGGAAUCGAAUGGCAAUUUAAUCCACCAUCGGCUAGCCACAUGGGCGGUGUGUGGGAGCGCCAAAUCAGAUCUACGAGAAAAGGUCUGGCUGGGUUGAUGUACGAGCAUGGAAGUCGUUUGGAUGAAGAGUCGUUCAGGACUUUGACAUGCGAAGUUGAAGCUGUAAUUAACUCCAGAUCAUUGACGGUGGUAUCAAAUGACCCUUCCGAUUUGCACCCACUAACUCCUAAUCACCUCCUUACAACGAAGUCUGCUGUAAUACUUCCUCCGCCUGGAAAUUUUCAGAAACACGACGUUUACCUACAUUGUCGUUGGCGAAGAGUUCAAUACCUGGUAAACCUAUUCUGGACUAGAUGGAAGAAGGAAUACCUUCUUACCCUGCAAAACCGAAGCAAAUGGCAACAACUUAAGCGUAACCUGAUGACGGGAGAUGUGGUAAUUUUGAAAGAAGAGAAUACACCUCGUAAUAUGUGGCCCUUGGGCCUAGUCGUGCACACAGAACAAGAUUCUCAAGGAUUCAUUAGGACUGUAAUGGUGAAGAUAAAAGAAACUGGGUAUAAAAGACCAAUCUCAAAGAUUGUACUUUUAUUGGCUAAAGAAGAUCAGUGA
Molecule: messenger RNA, 950 nt
Organism: Paramuricea clavata
Lineage: Eukaryota; Metazoa; Cnidaria; Anthozoa; Malacalcyonacea; Plexauridae
Source: the annotation of a GenBank genome assembly